Nicotiana tabacum (common tobacco) is the source of this 1032-nucleotide messenger RNA. Its product is annotated as pathogenesis-related thaumatin-like protein 3.5. NCBI's taxonomy places the organism in Eukaryota, Viridiplantae, Streptophyta, Magnoliopsida, Solanales, Solanaceae. The record is from RefSeq and is a predicted model, not a curated record.
UUAUAUAUACACCAUCAAUUUCAAGAUCCAAAAAUCUAAAAAAUCCUUGAACUCAAAAACAGUCAAAAGGAAAUCAAUAUGGAACCACAUUUCUUAGUUCUUAUCCUUUAUUUCCUUCUCUUUUUCAUUGGUGGAGAUGCUGCAGUUUUCACAUUAAAAAACAAAUGUAAUAUGAAAAUAUGGCCUGGAAUUUUAUCAGGAGGAGGUCAUCCCUUACUAAUGAAUGGAGGUUUGCAGCUACAACCAAAUGAGACUGCAGAAAUCAAAGCACCUACUGGUUGGUCAGGUCGAUUCUGGCCACGAAGCCAAUGCAACUUUGACACCUCAGGUAAAGGGACAUGUGCCACUGCAGAUUGCGGCGGAGUACUCGAAUGCAAUGGUGCAGGUGGCAACCCACCUGCCUCACUUGCAGAGUUCACCCUUGAUAGUCCUAUGGAUUUCUAUGAUGUUAGUUUUGUGGAUGGUUUCAAUAUCCCCAUAUCAAUUUACCCUUUAGGUGGAUCUGGGAAUUGUUCAAAUGUCCAGUGUGUUUCAGACUUGAACUUACAAUGUCCUCCUGAAUUACAAGUGAAAACAAAUAAUGAUACAGUCAUUGCAUGUAAAAGUGCAUGCCUUGCUUUUAAUAAACCAGAGUAUUGUUGCACUGAGGAAUUCAAUGAUCCCAACAUAUGCAAACCUACAAAGUACUCAGAAAUUUUCAAGAAGGCUUGUCCAGAUGCUUAUAGUUAUCCUUAUGAUGAUGCAACAAGUACUUUUACCUGUAAGGGAGCUGAUUACCUCAUCUCAUUCUGUUGACAAUCUAUAUCAAGUCAAUUUAUUUAUGUAUUUAUUAUUAAAAUUUUCUGAAAAGUUUGUGGAUUCAAAAUAUACCCUAUUGGUAGGGCAAUAUAUGGAUGAAUUAAUGAAUUAUGGGUAGUAGUAAUAAUAAAUACAUGAAAAUCUUGUGGGUUCACAAGUGGAAUGAGAAAAUCAUAUUCCAGUUGUUUUGUAUACAGAUUCAUCGUUAAAAAAAUAUUUUAGUUUAUAAUAGUA